Messenger RNA from Leptosia nina, 402 nucleotides. The record is from the annotation of a GenBank genome assembly. Lineage: Eukaryota; Metazoa; Arthropoda; Insecta; Lepidoptera; Pieridae.
AUGAGUAAGACGAAUUUUGCCGGGGUGGUUUAUUGUUGUGAAUGUAGGUCAUUCGCUUUGAGCGAUCGACGCGGUACCGACUUCGCCGGAGACGACGCGACGCCCAUAACAGAUAUAAAACAAAGCUCGCCGCCGGAUCGUACUGCUAAGCAUUGCGACAUACAUUUUCUAUAUGCUAAACCGAUCCGAUCGGUUCUGUGCAAAUUUUCGAUUUGGAAGCGGCGAAGGCACAAGAAUACACCCGCGGAAUGCAAAACGGAAUCCCGCUCGCUCUCCGUCGCGGAUUCCCAGACGUCGGCGACGAAGGUAAAAAGCGGUCACACACACCCGAAUCGUGAACUUCGGCGGUUAUUAGUCGAAAUGACAGGGGCGAAUGUGACGCUAUACCGUUACAAAACCUAG